AUCCAUGUUGAGACAGAUCUUGCAAAGGUUUAGAAUCUCGCACGAAACAAGAAUGGAACCUCUCACAACUGAACAGAAGAGGAAGGUUAAAAUCAAACCUGACCCAGAUGCACAUCACACAAAUAAGAAAUGGGACAAGUUAAAGGUUAAGCAGGCCUGGAAAAGGGUGACUCUGGUUGACCCGGCAAGUGGUCCAGUGACAGAAGACUGUGUACGAUUUGUAUGUAUAUCUGACACGCACAGAAAACUUUUCAUAAUCGCUGAUAGGAUUCCAGACGGAGAUGUUCUGCUACAUGCAGGGGACUUCAGCAAUGUGGGCUUGCCUACAGAUGUCAAGGAAUUUAAUGAUAUUUUAGGAAGACUACCUCACAAACACAAAAUAGUGAUUGCUGGUAAUCAUGACAUAACUUUUGAUGAGGAGAUGUUGCAGACAGAUAUAAACUUGAGGAGGUUUGGUCUGGAUGUGGAGAAAGUUAAGUCAGACUUGACCUCUGAGGGAGUGAGCAGUGUCAAAGACCUUCUAACAAACUGUGUGUACCUAGAAGACGCAGGGGUCGAGCUGUACGGCAUCAAGAUCUACGGAUCUCCAUGGCAGCCAGUUUUCUGUGACUGGGGGUUCAACUUAGAAAGAGGAAAGCCGUGUUUAGACAAGUGGAAUCUGAUUCCCUGUGAUACAGACAUCUUGAUAACACAUGGACCACCUUUAGGCCACGGAGACAAAUGCUUUGAUGGAAUAAGAGCUGGAUGUGUGGAUCUCCUCAAUACAAUACAGCAGCGAGUUCAGCCCAAGUACCAUGUGUUUGGACAUAUCCACGAAGAUUACGGCUGUACCAGUGACGGCAUCACCACUUACAUUAAUGCCUCUACCUGUACCCUGGAGUACAAGCCGACCCACCCCCCAGUAGUGUUCGACUUCCCCCUCCCACCGGGCCACACAAAGGAUGAGGUCAUAGGAAGCAUACAGAAAGCCAGUCAGAAAAAUUAACCAAACUCUGUAAUAACCAGAGAGUUAGAAUCAUAUCAUAUUUACUACCAUUAAUAAUGAACUUUUCUUUAUCUUAAUUGCACCCAAAUUAUGUUUUUAUAUCAACAUAGUACCGUUGAAUUGUUAUUUAUUAUGUUGUUAAGCAAAGCAUUAUUCUAAUUUAUAUUACUGUUUCUAAUAUAUGUAUAUUUUACAUUGGAUUUAAUAAAUUUAUACACAACUUUCAUUUGCAAUUGGAGUUAUCUCUCUUUCUGUUAUGAAUUUAGGGCGCUUGUGUCAUUGUUUUAAACAGUGAUUAAACCUACUCUACGUAACAAGUGCCUGUGGCUGAAACCCCUAUCAAGUUUAUGUCCACUAUCAGUCUUUGAAGUUUUUAUUUCUUCUUCAAAACAUCAAAAUUGGAAAAAAGCUACCGGUAAUUGGAUAAAGAGAUUUUAAGCUUGUUCAACUAUUGGUCCAGGCUUCCAAGUGGAGAUAAAUAGGAAAUAAACUUAAACUGAUAUUCUACAGAAUACGUUUGCCUCAACAUGACCGUUUGGUUUCAGAAAAAUGGCAAAUAGUGUACAUUUAAAGAAUUGUCUUAAAACCCACUUUUCCUGGAUUUCCUUUUAAACUAGUAUAGGAAGUUUUCAUCCUUAUUUUGAAGACAUAGCACAAUGAAAUAUGAAUCAUUUAUGAAUGUCAUUGAUAUCGUCAAGCUUCUUGGUUGUUAGCAAUCUAAUUAAAAUUAACGAGUAGGUGAGCAGAUCUAACAUCUAAUUUUAAUUAAAUUGGGUUAUUAGUGUCCGAGUUUGAGCAGAGUAAGAUCAGGCUCAAGUGAGUGGUGUGGCCCACGGGCCUCUAGUGUAAUAAGGAGUCAACAAGUCUGAUUGUAAAAUAUCGAUGUUUAUUCUCUCAAUUAUAUCAGGGCUCUUAAUGCUAAAAGCCUCAAAAUUUGUAUACGUAAAAAAUAAACGUCAUAUAAAUUGAGCAAUAAACACCACAGGAACGAAAAAGGGAUCAUUUAUAUCAAAAUUACAAGUAAAUUGAGAUAUUUUGAUAUAUGUAAAGUUUUGAUAUAGACUUAUUCAUUUUAAAUGUGGAAUGGCAUGGCAGGGUAAAAAAUAUAAUUAUGUAAAAA
This is a messenger RNA of Magallana angulata, 2105 nucleotides long. Its product is annotated as metallophosphoesterase MPPED2-like. Gene Ontology annotation, molecular function: hydrolase activity. Lineage: Eukaryota; Metazoa; Mollusca; Bivalvia; Ostreida; Ostreidae. The transcript is spliced from 5 exons. The coding region runs from base 5 to 985 and encodes 326 amino acids. The record is from RefSeq and is a predicted model, not a curated record.